Closterium sp. Naga37s-1 is the source of this 1200-nucleotide messenger RNA. The record is from the annotation of a GenBank genome assembly. Lineage: Eukaryota; Viridiplantae; Streptophyta; Zygnematophyceae; Desmidiales; Closteriaceae.
AUGUCGAUGUCCAAGGGAUCUAAGCUGCUACAGUACAUCAACUACCGCAUGCGCGUCACCGUCACCGAUGGCCGCGAGCUCGUCGGGAAAUUCAUGGCCUACGAUCGCCACAUGAACCUCGUCCUGGGGGACUGCGAGGAGUUCCGCAAGCUGCCGCCCAAAAAGGGCUCCAAGGCUCCGGAAGACCGCGAGGAGCGCCGCACAUUAGGCCUCCUUAUUCUCCGCGGGGAGGAGGUAGUUAGUCUUACCGUUGAAGGACCGCCGCCGCAGGAUGAGUCCCGCGGGAGAGCCGCCGGCGCAGCGGCAGGGGGACCCGGUGUUGGGCGCGCGGCAGGGCGCGGAGUUCCGACGGUUCCGCUCGGUCAAGCGCAGCCUGGUUUGGCGGGACCCGCGCGCGGAGUCGGCGGACCGGCGCCGUCGCUGAUGCAGCCGCGCCCGCAAGUGGCGGCCCCGCCGAUCUCGUACCAGGCUCCUGGCGGUGCAGCCGGCGCUGCGCCUGGCCGUCCGCCUCCCGUCUCGUUCCCCCCGCCCGCGGGUUUCCCUGGGGGAGCGCCUCCGCGGCCGGGGAUGCCGCCGCCGCCAGGGGGAAUGCGCCCGCCAGGGAUGGGCCCGCCCCCGUCCAUGUACUCCCAGGGUCCCCCGCGCCCGGGCAUGCCUCCCCCGCCCGCAGUACGGGCGGGGAAUGCCCCCGCCGGGGGGAAUGCCUCCGCCAGGGAUGAUGGGUCCGCCAAGGCCUGGCAUGCCCCCUCCGCCAGGGGGGCAUCCGGGGAUGUACGGCCCCCCGCGCCCAGGCAUGCCGCCUCCGCCUGGGGGGCAAUGAGGACGGGGAGGGGAGUGACUGUGGCAGAUGUGACAGAUGCGGUUGUGAUUGUUGCAUAUGCAGAUCUGAGCAGCCACAGGAUGGCGAACCUGUCCUGGUCCCGGCUCUGUCUCGAGUGGACAAGUCAUCAGCUUUGCAGCGGAAGCAUGGCAUCGGGUGCACGCCACAGCAGCGCAGAGGUAGAACUCACUCCCGAGGUGCUCGCCACGGGUGUGCUCCCCACACUGCCUCGCCUCGACCCUGCUGUUGCCAGAGCGCUCGACCGCGUGCAAGAGAAAUUCGGCACAAAAGAACAGUUCGAGGCUGCAUUGAGUCGAGUGAAGGCGGAGGAGCCGCCUCUCUUUGUGAAGCAGCUGUUCCUCAUUCGAGAGGGGACCUAG